AUGAGCACCUCCCUGCAGCCUGCAGCCAUGCCUUCGUCCGUGCGCUGCAGCCUCCUGAUCCUCUGCGCGUCCCUCGCCGGAGCCUCGCUGGCGGAGAUCGUGUUCCGCUGCCCGGGCUGCACCGCGGAGCGCCAGGCUCUGUGCGCGGCUCCCACCGAGACGUGCGCGGAGAUCGUGCGCGAACCGGGCUGCGGGUGCUGCCCCGUGUGCGCCCGGCAAGAGGGCGAGACGUGCGGCGUGUACACCCCGAGGUGCGCCACCGGGCUGCGGUGCUACCCGACGCCCGACUCCGAGCUGCCCCUGGAGCAGCUGGUGCAGGGCGAGGGGCAGUGCCGGCGCAAAGUGGACCCGGAGACCAGCACCCACAGCCAGGAGCACCGGGAGCCCACCAGCGGUGAGGCCGUGGAGCCGCUGCCCGAGCAGGGCGUCAGCGAGGUGCCGGCCGUGCGGAAGCCCACGAAGGAGGCCACGUGGCUGGGGCCCAAGGAGAGCGCCGUGCGGCAGCACCGGCAGGAGAUGAAGACCAAGAUGAAGACCAACAAGGUGGAGGAGGUGAAGCCGGCUCGGCCCAAACAGACCCAGUGUCAGCAGGAGCUGGACCAGGUCCUGGAGCGGAUAUCUAAGAUGCCCUUCAGAGAUAACCGAGGGCCCCUGGAGGACCUGUACGCCAUGCACAUCCCCAACUGCGACAAGAGGGGGCAGUAUAACCUCAAACAGUGCAAGAUGUCCCUUCACGGCCAGCGGGGCGAGUGCUGGUGCGUGAACCCCCACACCGGCCGACCCAUCCCCUCCUCCCCCACCGUGAGGGGCGACCCCAACUGCAGCCAGUACCUCCCGGAGCUGGAGCUGGAGCUGCCCGACACGGCCCAGAUAUAGAACCCUCAGAAAACCCAGAGGAACCUGGGGAACGGAGAAGGUCUGAGUAAGCUACAUGUUCCCUGUGUGCGUUUCCACAGGGACUUUUGAAACAGGAUUAGAAUCCGUCAGAUUAAUUUAGAGACAAGGCUCCUCCUCCUCCUCCUCCUCCUCCUCCUCCUCCUCGUAGAUCUCGGGCCGGAGCGUCUUUGCUUUACUAACUGUGGCUGUGCUCAGAUUGUGUGUUUUGUACCGUGUGUGUUGAUAGACUCAACUUGUGUCUUCGUGUCCUGACCUGCAGACGAGGCCUCGUGUCAAACUGAUCCGAGUUCAGCUUUAAACUGACAUGUUGGUGCUGUGGGGGGGGGGGGACUUUAGACUGCCUAGUGAUUAACAGAGUUUAAAACAUGUGUAGGAUUGUCAUAGACUCAGUUUGUGCCUGUGUUUUUUAUCUGAAGUUGUGCUGCUGCACUUUUCAAUAAAGAAAACUAAUAACUUUA
Messenger RNA from Pleuronectes platessa (European plaice), 1355 nucleotides. It is a transcript of the gene igfbp2a, whose product is annotated as insulin-like growth factor binding protein 2a. Gene Ontology annotation, cellular component: extracellular region. Lineage: Eukaryota; Metazoa; Chordata; Actinopteri; Pleuronectiformes; Pleuronectidae. Gene Ontology annotation, biological process: regulation of insulin-like growth factor receptor signaling pathway. The coding region runs from base 1 to 876 and encodes 291 amino acids. Gene Ontology annotation, molecular function: insulin-like growth factor I binding; insulin-like growth factor II binding. The transcript is spliced from 4 exons. The record is from RefSeq and is a predicted model, not a curated record.